Aspergillus heteromorphus CBS 117.55 is the source of this 1715-nucleotide messenger RNA. Its product is annotated as MDR family MFS transporter. The transcript is spliced from 6 exons. Gene Ontology annotation, biological process: transmembrane transport. The record is from RefSeq and is a predicted model, not a curated record. NCBI's taxonomy places the organism in Eukaryota, Fungi, Ascomycota, Eurotiomycetes, Eurotiales, Aspergillaceae. Bases 30 to 1715 code for a protein of 561 amino acids. Gene Ontology annotation, molecular function: transmembrane transporter activity.
UUUUCGUCUAUCUUCUCAGCACACACACCAUGGAGAAGAUCGCAGACCACGACAAAGAUGUCCUCCAGACGCAAUCCCGGACCCUCACCCCGGACGACACCAGUACCCAGGAUGGGCCUCUGUCGGUGCCCGCCACCGCAAAGCCCGAGGACCACGAGCACGAGUGGCUCACGGGCAUUCCCCUCGCCAUGGUGGUGACGGGUAUCACCCUGGUGGUCUUUCUCAUGCUGCUGGACGUGUCCAUUGUAUCCACGGCCAUCCCCCACAUCACGAAUCACUUCCAUUCUCUCGGCGACGUGGGCUGGUACGGCAGCGCCUACACCCUCGCCAGCGCCUCGCUGCAGCCCCUGACGGGCAAGUUCUACUCCAACUUCCCCUCCAAGUGGACCUUCCUCUCCUUCUUCACCAUCUUCGAGCUCGGGUCGCUCAUCUGCGGCGUCGCCACCUCCUCGAAGAUGCUCAUCAUCGGCCGCGCCGUGGCCGGCAUCGGCUCGUCGGGCAUGGUCAACGGCGCCCUGAAUAUCCUGGCGGGCGCCCUGCCGAUGCAUCGCCGCCCGCCCUUCAUGGGCAUCAUGAUGGGAUGUUCGCAACUGGGCCUGGUGCUCGGACCGCUGAUCGGGGGUGCCUUCACCACAUACACGACCUGGCGCUGGUGCUUCUACCUCAAUCUCCCCAUCGGGGGCCUGGUCGGGGUCCUGCUGGUCUUCACGCGGAUCCCGGAGCAGCAGGUCAAGCCCCCCUUGCGCAGCAUCGAGUGGGCCACCUUCUACAAGGGCUUCGACCUGUUCGGCUUCGUGCUCUUCGCGCCGGCGGCCAUCCAACUCCUGCUGGCGCUGGAAUGGGGCGGCAACAAGUUCGCCUGGAGCAGUGCCACCAUCAUCGGGCUCUUUUGCGGCUCCGCGGGGACCUUCCUGGUCUUCGGGCUGUGGGAGCGCCGCAUGGGGGACGUGGCCAUGAUCCCGGGCCACCUGGUCACCCGCCGCAUCAUCUGGUGCAGCUGCCUGGUCAUGGCGACGAUGUUCGGCCAGACCAUGGUCCUGGCCUACUACCUGCCCAUCUACUUCCAGGCCGUGCGCGGCAAGUCGGCCCUGAUGAGCGGUGUCGACCUGCUGCCCAACAUCCUCUGUCAACUCGUCAUGGCCGUGACCUCGGGCAUCCUGACCGGUCGCAUCGGAUACUAUCUGCCGUGGGGCAUCGGGGGAUCUAUCCUGGCCGCCAUCGGGUCCGGUCUCAUCUCGACGCUCUCGCCCACCACCCCCGUCCGGAACUGGGCCGGGUUCGAGGCCCUCAUCGGAUUUGGCCGCGGCGCGGCGACGCAAGUGCCGAUGAUCGCGAUACAAAAUGCCGUCACCCCGAAUCAGAUCUCCACCGCCAUGGCGCUGAUGACCUUCUCGCAGACCUUCGGCGGGUCAAUUUUCCUGGCCGUCGCCGAGGUCAUCUUUUCCGCCGGUCUGCGCAAGGAGAUCCCCAAGUAUGCGCCGGCCGUCAGUGCCGAAUCCGUCAUCGCCGCCGGCGCCACGGGCUUCCGGGAGAUCGUCCCGGCGGCCGAUCUGGUCGCCGUCUUGAAGGCCUACUCCAAGAGUAUCGAUGGCGUCUUUUACCUGGGGGCCGGCUUGGUCUGCGUGCAGUUCAUCUUCACGUGGGGCAUGGGAUGGAAGAACAUCAAGAAGGGGAAAGAGGCGAAGAAGCCCGCCGAGAGUAAAGAGGAGGUCUAA